Messenger RNA from Candidula unifasciata, 5823 nucleotides. The record is from the annotation of a GenBank genome assembly. NCBI's taxonomy places the organism in Eukaryota, Metazoa, Mollusca, Gastropoda, Stylommatophora, Geomitridae.
AUGGGAACGAGACUGGUGGCUGUCAUCUUUCUAGCUGUGUGUACUCUCAGCUGUUUCCACGGAAAUCAGAACUUUGUGUCUGCAGGUGGCGGUGAUGGCGAUGACGAAGAGAUUAAACUUCAGGACGGCGACAAAGAUUUUCUCUUUGAUACUUUCCCAAAGGGUUUUCUUUGGGGUGCAGCUACAGCAGCCUACCAGGUGGAGGGAGGGUGGAACGAGGAUGGCAAAGGCACCAGUAUCUGGGACACGUACGUCAGCGAGCCGGGCAAGAUCCUCAAUGGCGACGACGGAAAGGUGGCCUGUGACAGCUACCACAGAUACCAAGAGGACGUGAAGAUGCUGAAAAGUUUAGGGGUCAGCCACUACAGGUUUUCUAUUUCCUGGCCGCGGAUUCUGCCAGAUGGCACGACUGGGUUUAUCAACCGUGCUGGCGUAGACUAUUAUCACAGGUUGAUCGACGAACUUAAAAACAACGGGAUUGAACCAAUGAUCACAAUCUAUCACUUUGAUCUUCCCCAAGCGCUGGAGGACAAGGGCGGUUGGCUUAACGAGGACAUUGUGGAGUACUUCAGGAACUACUCUGACGUGGUUUUCCGAGAAUUUUCCGGGAAGGUGAGGUUCUGGAUCACCAUCAACGAGCCAUUUGUGACUGCCCAUGAAGGAUAUGGCUACGGCCGGUCUGCCCCUGGUCGAUUUGGUCCAGGCACCAAUAUGUAUGUUGUCACACACAACCUCAUCAAAGCCCACGUGGCCACAUACCACCUCUACAACAACACCUACAGACGGCUGAGCCCAGACGGUGCAGGUCAGAUCGGUAUCACACUGAAUGUCAUCUACGCAGUCCCCAAGAACAGUUCGGACUCCAGCGAUCUGGAGGCAGCAGACAGGGCGAUACAGUUCCAAUUAGGGUUUUUUGCCAAUCCGAUUGUCGCAGGGGAUUACCCAGAAGUCGUCAAGUCAACUAUUUUAGACAAGAGCAGACAACUUAGGUUGCCGAUGUCUAGACUACCCAGUUUCACACCGGAUGAAGUAGCGUUCAAUAAAGGCAGCACCGACUUUCUGGGUUUGAACUACUACCGGUCCAUUGUUGUGGCGCCAUAUGUGUCUACUUCCAAUUCGACAAAUUAUGAUGAACUGUUAGGAGCUGCUCCUGAAACAGGUGCAGAAAAUAAACCUGGUAGGAACCCAUUGCUGAAUUAUCCCCUGGGGUACCGAGGACUUCUCAACUGGAUCAAAGACAAAUACAACAAUAUCCCCGUGUACCUCACAGAGAAUGGGCUCUCUGAUACAAACGGGACCUUGGAAGAUGCUCACAGAAUCACCUAUUAUCGUCAGCACAUCAACCAAGUUCUGAAAGCCAUUAAACUGGAUGGGUGUGAUGUUAGAGGAUACACCGCUUGGUCACUUAUGGACAACUUAGAGUGGCUCCAGGGCUACUCUGAGAAAUUCGGCCUCUACUCGGUGGACUUCACAAACCCCAACAGGACCAGGACACCGAAAGGUUCCGCCCUCUAUUAUGCUAAUGUGAUUCGUGACAACGGUUUCAAGAAGGGAUACAGUGGCAGAGGAGGACAAGCAACAGGCAUCGUCAAAAUGGAGAAUGAGUUCGACAUCCUGUACGACCAAUUUUCUGAAGGGUUUGCUUGGGCCACAUCCACGGCUGCCUUUCAGGUAGAGGGCGCUUGGGAUGAAGACGGCAAAGGUCCCAGUGUCUGGGAUACAUUUGCGCACCAACAUAAGCUGGCUCACAAUACCACUGGUGACGUGGCGUGUGACAGUUACCACAAAUACAAGGAGGAUAUCCAGUUGAAUAAAUAUUUAGGGGUCACACAUUACCGGUUCUCUAUCUCGUGGCCGCGAGUUCUGCCCGAUGGCACCUUACGGACAAUUAACGAGAAAGGGAUCCAGUACUACAACAAUCUCAUCGACGAGCUGUUGGCCAACAAUAUUCAACCAAUGGUGACCCUGUACCACUGGGACCUGCCCCAAGCACUAGAAGACGCGGGAGGCUUCCUAAACCCCUCCAUCCAGGAUCUGUUCAGAGACUACAGCCAACUCUGCUUCCAACGAUUCGGAGACCGAGUAAAACUAUGGAUCACUUUCAAUGAGCCUCCGAGUUUCAUCAUCAACGGCUACGGCGAUGGCAACGUGGCGCCCGGACACGCAGAUCUGGCCAGAGGUCAAUACAUUGCCGGACACAACAUGAUCCUGGCCCACGCCGAAGCUUACAGACUCUACCAUAAUAAAUUCUGGCCAUCGCAGAAAGGGCAAAUUGGCAUCUCAGUCAACCAAAUCUGGCCAGAACCCAAAAACCCGCUGAACUCAGCAGAUGUUGAUGCUUCGGAAAGAAAUAUCCAUUUUUUCAGCGAUUGGUUUGGCCACCCAAUUUUCGUUAAUGGCGAUUAUCCGGAAGAGAUGAAACAAAUCAUCGCAGCCAACAGUUUGGUGCAAAAUCUGUCUGAAAGUCGACUCCCUGUUUUUACAGAUGCUGAGAGACAGUUCAUCAAUGGUACCUCGGAUUUUCUGGGCCUCAACUUUUACUACGCCAACUUGGAAACUGACGACAGACAGCCGCCGUCCAACCCUCCCAGUUACUACCAGGACCGAGGGACCAAAGGCGAGAAUGAUCCUGGCUGGCUUCUGACGAGCAACAACAGAUGGGCCGUCAGUGCUUUUGGGAUUCGAAAAAUUGUCAACUGGUAUCAGAACAAUUACCAAGUCCCUAUCUACAUCACAGAGAAUGGCAUCAUGGACAAGAAUGGCACCAUCUAUGACUGGCACAGAAUCCAUUACUACCGCCUCUACUUGAGUGAACUACUGAAAGCGAUCAAAUUGGACGGUUGCGAUGUUCGUGGCUACGCUGCCUGGUCAUUGAUGGACAACCUAGAGUGGAAUUUAGGGUUCGAUGCUAAAUUCGGCCUUUAUUACGUCAACUUCAGCGACCCUGAAUUGCCCAGGAUCCCUAAGGCAUCAGCCGUCUGGUACAAAUCAUUCAUUGCGGACAAUGGAUUUAAACCCGGCUACACACAGAAGGGAGGCUGGGGCACUGCAGUCCAGAUGACUGAUCAGUUCCUCUAUGGCAAGUUCCCUGAAGGUUUUAGUUGGGGCCUGGCCACCGCUGCCUACCAGGUGGAGGGCGCCUGGAAUGAGGACGGCAAAGGUCCAAGUAUCUGGGACAACUUUACCCACAUCCCAGGUCACAUCGAGAACAACGAAACCGGAGAUGUUGCCUGCGACAGCUACCACAAGUUGGAUGAGGACAUUCAGCUCAUCCAGGACACGGGGAUGACCCACUACCGGUUCUCCAUCGCCUGGACGAGAGUCUUACCUAACGGAACGUUGCCCUCAAACAAGGCCGGUAUUGACUACUACAACAGGCUUCUGGACAAACUCAUCGAAAUAGGUGUGAAGCCAAUGGUGACCAUCUACCACUGGGAUCUGCCCCAAGGUCUUCAGGAUCUGGGCGGAUGGUACAACCCCGCCAUUGUCCAGUGGUACCGGGAUUUCGCCGAGCUCUGCUUCAGGGAAUUUGGCAGUAAGGUCAGCAAAUGGAUCACAUUCAAUGAGCCAUGGGUGACCAGUGUCCUGGGGCAUGGGGUAGGACAAGAUGCUCCAGGCUUGAAGGACAUCAAGGACGGUCCUUACCGUGUGGCCCACAACAUCCUUCUGGCACAUGCUGAGACCUACCACCUGUAUCAGGAGAAGUUCAAGGCUUCUCAAAAGGGCCAAGUUGGAAUAACAUUGAACUGUGACUGGUACGACCCCGAAGACCCAUCCAAACAAAGCGACAUUGAGGCUGCAGACAGAGCGAUACAGUUCUUCAUUGGCUGGUUCGCACAUCCAAUCUUCGUCAACGGCGACUAUCCAGAAGUCAUGAAAGAGUUCGUGGCUAAUGCCAGUGCUAGCGAGGGUCUGGCUACAUCCAGGCUGCCAGGGUUCACACCCCAGGAGAAACAGCGCAUCAACGGCACAGCGGACUUCCUGGGUCUCAACCACUACACCAGUAAUGUCGCAUAUGAAGGGCCCAGUGGCGAGGGUUAUUAUGGCGAUCAGCGAGUGGUCACAUACAAGAACCCAGACUGGCUCACGACUGGCUCUAGCUGGCUCAGAGUUAACCCUAUCGGUAUUCGCAAGAACUUGAACUUUGUCCGCAACCAUUACGGUGAUAUCCCAAUAUACAUCACUGAAAAUGGCGUCUCUGACCGGAACUCCUCAUUGGACGAUCCCUACCGGAUCAAUUACUACCAGGAUUACAUCAACAAUGUCUUGAAAGCUAUCGUCCUUGACAAGGUCAAUGUCAAAGGUUACACCGGCUGGUCUCUGAUGGACAAUUUUGAGUGGUCAAGAGGUUACGCAGAAAAGUAUGGCGUCUACUCUGUGGACUACAGCAGCCCGAACAGAACCAGGACGCCCAAGGCAUCGGCCAGAUAUCUCUUUGAGCUUUUCAGAGCCAACGGUUUCAUCCCUGGAACAUUCACCGAUCCUAAACGACCUUCCAGUCUUCCCUUCUUGAACUCCACAUUUUACGGCCAGUUUCCCGCCAAUUUCUCGUUUGGUGUCUCCGCUUCCGGAUACGAUGAUCGCACUGAAGACCGAGGCGCCAGUGUGUGGGACGCCAUCCUCGCCAACAUCACCAGACCCCUGAGCCGACAGAUCAGCCCUCUGGAAGAAUUCGCCCAUGACCUCGAUGCCGUGAGGACAAUCAAGGCAGAGCACUAUACGUUUACUAUCACGUGGUCCCGUGUGCUGCCAACUGGCAAGGCUGGUGGAGUUAACCAACCCGGAGUGGACUUCUACAACGCCCUCUUUGACCAGCUGAUCGACGCCGGGAUCAGACCGGUGGUGAUUCUACAUCAGUGGGAUUAUCCCAGUGUUCUUCAGGACUAUGGCGGCUGGUCUAACGAGUCUAUGAUACAGGAAUACUUACAUCUGGCCAGAAUUUGUUUUGAGAAUUUUGGAUACAAGGUCAAAGUAUGGGCAACAUUUAGUGAGCCAGAGAGGAUUCCUUUCAUCUUCCCGGACAUGGUCGAAGACAACGAAUAUCUGUUCAGUGUCUACCGUAACGUGUUGUUGGCCCAUGCUGCGGCAUACAGGCUGUAUGAGCAACAGUUCGAACCUUCACAGAAAGGUGUCAUCGGAAUUGGACUGGCUCCCCUCCUGAGUGUGCCCCUAAACCCACACGACCCAGGACACGCAGCUUCAGCCUCCAAGUCUACAGACUACAGCUUCGGUCUGUUCGCUGACCCAAUUUUCCUCAACGGUGACUUCUCCGAUGAGGUCAAAAAAGUUGCUGGCUCGGCCUUGGUGCCUCUGUCUGAGCAGGAGAAGAUUCUCAUCAAAGGAAGUGCACAAUUCUUUGGCCUGGCCUACUACCAGAUAAGCCAGGUUGAGCGAAACGCCAGUGUCAAAUGGCAGGCAACUCUGGCAGACAGAAACUACCCCAGCUUGAACACAUCCAAUCCUGCAGGUCUGAGGUUCACCCUGGGCCACAUCCGCCGUCGCUACAACAACACCCCAGUUGUUAUCACCGGAAAUGGUGUCUGGACCAGCGAUCCGGACUUGGAGGAUUCGUUCAGGGUCCAGUUCAUCCAACAGCACCUGGACGAGCUUCUCAAAGCGAUCCGGAUCGACGGAAGUGACGUCAAGGCCUACACAUACCAUUCCCUGGUGGACAGUUUUGAGUGGAAUUCUGGGUACAGCCGCAGAUACGGACUGGUACUGGUCAGUUUCUCUGACCCCACCAGACCCCGGUAUCUCAGAGCCUCGGCUCAGGUCUACGCUAAAAUCAUCAGUGACCGUGGCAUUCUGAGGGGCACCCGAUAA